AUGAAAUUUGCAGGUGUGGUGGCGUUGUAUGGAGUCAUUGUCGGCGGUAAGGUUUUGAGAUUAUUGGCGACGGAUGAAUGUAAGAGUCGGUUAUUGGGGUGUUCGUUGAAGAAGCCGCUGGACUGUUCGGUGAUUUGCGAACCCGGUCCGGCGUUGGUUGAAUCUGCAGUGAGCGCGGCGGCGGGCGCUGCGAUCUUGGUGCCAGAGAGUCCGUUGGACAACAACGAGCCGCCGGUGGCAGACGAGAACCCGUCUCGGCGUAUAUUAUCGGAGGCUGAAGCGGGAGUGGAGGCGAAGUUUGGAGCAGCGGAGAUCGGAGGAGUUCCCGCGGUUGCAGUGGCGGAGGCAGGCGAGCUACUACGUAACGAGGACGAGGCGAAGGUCGGGUUUGAGGAAGUGGGCUCCGUGCCACGAGUGGGAGGUGGAGACGAGCCAGUGUGGGCGGCCAGCGAGGCUGCGGCAGGUGUGCAAGGUGGUGGGUCAGAAGGUGGUGUGGGUAGGUGUCAGAAUGUCUGCGUCGAUAAUCGGAUUCAGCUGUGCGUAUUGGAUAAUUUAUGUGACGAGCCCAUCCAGUUGACGGAGCAGUGGAACAUUACGCACUUUUGUCUUGCGAGCAAUGGACAUAAGGGCGGCUGGGGCUUCCGACUACCGUUGGCGGUGGCCGUGGACCCCUUCCGGAUCCAGCAAUUGGUCUUCGACUCGGAACUAUUUCCCGCUACCGAGCCACAACACAUUGUCCAAGACCCUACCAUCGAACUUCAAGUCGGAGUCAUGAUCGAUAACGCUCCUCAAUACGCUGAUUCCGUCAUGCAUAGCUGUCUCAUCGAAGAUAACCCUGGCAUUAACACCAUCGCCACUCUAGCCAACACACAACUCACUGACGGCUCACGACGCAUACAUUUCGAACUCAAUGACCCCGUCUUCCCCACUGAGAAGAAUAUUAUCAAGGGUGAGACGUUCUUGCUCACCAUUACCGCACCCGCCGUAACACUCGCAAACGGCGGCACCAUCCCCCCUCCACUCGACAAGACCCUGCUCACUCUCGUACACACUCUUGGCUAG
This is a messenger RNA of Gregarina niphandrodes, 1062 nucleotides long. RefSeq lists its product as hypothetical. The record is from RefSeq and is a predicted model, not a curated record. Bases 1 to 1062 code for a protein of 353 amino acids. NCBI's taxonomy places the organism in Eukaryota, Apicomplexa, Conoidasida, Eugregarinorida, Gregarinidae. The transcript has a single exon.